UCCACUGUUUGCAACAUGGGACGAAAGAAACAGGGUAAAUUUGUGCGCCCUGACAACAAGAGCAAAGACAAGAGACAUAAAAUGAAGGGGAAAUCAUUAGAGGCCUUUACAGAAGAAAUGCACACUGCUUUUGAAGCAAGUCUUCAUGUAGAGGAGGGAGCAGAGGCCCCACAGGUGAAACUGCCUUGUCCACUUGCCAUGUGGGAGUUGGGUCACUGUGAUCCAAAACGCUGUACUGGCAGAAAGUUGGUGCGCAAGGGCUUUGUACGCAACCUGCGCCUCAAUCAGAGAUUUAGUGGACUCAUACUGAGUCCCAUGGGCACGAAGUAUGUGACCCCAGCAGACAGAGAGAUUGUGGCUCAAAAUGGAGUAGCAGUAAUCGAUUGUUCUUGGGCUAAACUGGAGGAGACUCCCUUCAGUAAAAUGGUCGGAACUCAUCCCAGAUUGCUGCCGUAUCUCGUAGCUGCAAACCCCGUCAACUACGGCAAGCCAUGCAAGUUAUCUUGUGUUGAAGCUUUUGCUGCCACAUUCUGCAUAGUUGGUUUUGAAGAACUAGCAGAGCUGUUGUUGAAAAAGUUUAAGUGGGGGAAAGGGUUCCUGGAUCUCAAUAAAGAUCUGCUGGACCGCUACGCUGCAUGCCAGUCAGAGGAAGAGCUGCUCACUGUAGAGAAGGAGUUUCUCACAUCGAAACCAGAGGAGGAGGAGUUUGAUCCAUUUGAUGUUAACUCAGGAGUAGAAUGUAGGAAUCUCAACAGACGUCUGUGUGCACCUGAAGAUGAUGACUCCAGUGAGGAUACAGACGCCUCAGAGGAUGACGAAGAUGAAGCAGACGAUGAGAAAACAGAAAUCAACAAUGAGUCAAGAACAGUCUCAGAUCAUCAGGAUGGAAAGGAAGAGGCUGAAUCAUCACAAUAAAGCAUGUUAGCUGUGGAUUUUUAUUAUUAGAUUUUCUGCAAGGACUGGCAAAACCUUUUCAACACUCAUCACUGAUACAUAGUCUGAGGGCCAUUUUGGGUUAUCCUGUUUUAUAAAAGUGGAAAAAAGAAAAGGAGAGAAAGAAAAAUAUAAAGUAAAUUGUAUGUUUAUUUUUAUGUAAACUGAAUAAAUUGUUUA
Messenger RNA from Epinephelus moara (kelp grouper), 1113 nucleotides. RefSeq names its product TSR3 ribosome maturation factor (gene tsr3). NCBI's taxonomy places the organism in Eukaryota, Metazoa, Chordata, Actinopteri, Perciformes, Serranidae. The record is from RefSeq and is a predicted model, not a curated record. Bases 16 to 915 code for a protein of 299 amino acids. Gene Ontology annotation, molecular function: rRNA small subunit aminocarboxypropyltransferase activity. Gene Ontology annotation, biological process: maturation of SSU-rRNA. The transcript is spliced from 6 exons.